This is a messenger RNA of Hypomesus transpacificus, 2300 nucleotides long. RefSeq names its product methyltransferase like 3 (gene mettl3). Gene Ontology annotation, molecular function: mRNA (2'-O-methyladenosine-N6-)-methyltransferase activity; mRNA m(6)A methyltransferase activity. The transcript is spliced from 11 exons. Bases 283 to 2055 code for a protein of 590 amino acids. The record is from RefSeq and is a predicted model, not a curated record. Lineage: Eukaryota; Metazoa; Chordata; Actinopteri; Osmeriformes; Osmeridae. Gene Ontology annotation, cellular component: nucleus; RNA N6-methyladenosine methyltransferase complex.
ACCGACUCAUGUUCCACAACGUUCCUACAUUUCUCGUUUUGUGCACAGACUGUUUUUAGAAUAAUCAGAAAAACUGUGAAUAUAUAAUACGAAUACAAUAUUUUUGGUAUAAUUGUUUUCCAUCUCUGUGUACAAUACAUUUUGUGUACCGCCCAACGUUGUAGUUCUGGGCAUGUAGAGCUUCUUUUGUUGCUGUACCGCAUUAUCGCUUGUUAGUUUGCAAAUGUAGGAGGGUCUGCACUUCCUAUUUUAGUUUUACAGUAACAAUUACAGUCUCAGACGAUGUCGGACACAUGGAGCAACAUUCAGGCACACAAGAAGCAGCUGGAUUCGCUUCGAGAAAGACUCCAACGACGACGGAAAGACCCCACGCAACUUGCUGCAGAGGUGGGCGGCAGCUCAGACGGGGCUACAACCAGAAGUGACAGCCCUGGACCGUCCGUCCUGAGCCCCCAACCGGAGGAGUCAGAGCGCCCGCCGGACCCUGAGCUGGAGAAGAGGCUGCUUGGUUACCUCUCUGACCUCAGUCUCUCACUCCCCACAGACUCCCUGACCAUCACCAAUGACCUCAACACGUCAGAAACUCCAGUCACUCAAGGCUGCAUCCAAAGCCUUCUCCUCAAGUUCUCUGCCCAGGAGCUGAUAGAAGUCCGACAACCUUCCCAGGUCUCUUCAUCCUCGACAUCGUCCUCGCCCUCCACUCUGGUCAUCUCCGUGGACCACACUAAACUUUGGGCCAUGAUGGGGGGCGGGGCCAUAGCCCAUAGAGCUGGAGUUAAGAGGAAAGCAGAGGACCAAAUUCACCAUAACAGAGUACCAGGCUCCUCCCCUUCUCUUCAGAGCCCACCCUCCCCUCCGCCCACAUCCUCCAUCUCCCUGGCGCCAGCUUCCUCCUCCCAGAUGGCCGGGUCCUCUGGCGGUGGAGGAGGCGGGGCGGAUAAGAAGGGAAGGACCAAUAAGGGGCCGUCGUCUCACCUGGACAUGGAGAUAGAAAACCUCCUGAACCAACAGUCCACCAAGGAGCAGCAGUGCAAGAAGGUGAGCCGAGAGAUCCUGGAGCUGUUGAACACCAGCACAGCCAAGGAGCAGUCCAUCGUCGAGAAGUUCCGAUCGCGGGGGCGGGCUCAGGUCCAGGAGUUCUGUGACCACGGGACCAAGGAGGAGUGUGUCAGGUCCGGGGACACACCCCUGCCCUGCACCAAGCUACACUUCAGGCGGAUCAUCAACAAGCACACAGACGAGAGCCUGGGCGACUGCUCCUUCCUUAACACAUGCUUCCACAUGGACACCUGCAAGUACGUCCACUACGAGAUCGACGCCCCCCCGGAGAUGGAAGGGGGUCUCCUGGGCCCCCAGGGAGCGGCGGCGGAGCUGGGGCUACACCAGGGGGACGCCGACAGCAAUGUGGGGAAACUGUUCCCCUCACAGUGGAUCUGCUGUGACAUCCGUUACCUGGACGUGUCCAUCCUGGGGAAGUUUGCCGUGGUGAUGGCCGACCCCCCCUGGGACAUCCACAUGGAGCUGCCCUACGGAACACUGACGGACGAUGAGAUGCGCAAGCUCCACAUCCCCUUGCUCCAGGACGACGGCUUCCUUUUCCUCUGGGUGACUGGCAGGGCUAUGGAACUGGGCAGAGAGUGUCUCAAUCUUUGGGGCUAUGAGCGUGUUGAUGAGAUCAUCUGGGUGAAGACGAAUCAGUUACAGAGAAUCAUCCGUACUGGAAGGACUGGUCACUGGCUCAACCAUGGGAAGGAGCACUGCUUAGUUGGUGUGAAGGGAAAUCCCCAGGGAUUCAACAGAGGGCUGGACUGUGAUGUCAUCGUUGCUGAGGUGCGCUCCACUAGUCACAAGCCGGAUGAGAUCUAUGGGAUGAUCGAGAGACUGUCGCCAGGGACCAGGAAGAUUGAGCUCUUUGGUCGCCCCCACAACGUUCAGCCCAACUGGGUCACCCUUGGCAACCAGCUGGAUGGAAUUCACCUCUUGGACCCUGAUGUUGUGGCUCGCUUCAAGAAGCAAUACCCCACUGGGGUCAUCUCCAAACCCAAAAACAUGUAGGGAUCAUGUGGCCGUCAUCUCCUGCCCUGAGUCAUGUGAUGAGCCAAGUAGCCAAUGACAACCCAGGAAAGGACAGUUUUGUUGGUCAGCUACUGACUGCCUUUCAUGUUAGGUUUGUUUUUUUUAUAUAUUUUUUUUACUGGUUUCAAUGUUUUUGUAGUAAAAAUAAUUGGGAGUACGUUUGUCUAUGACAUGUAGAUUGCAAAAGAUGAACUGAGAAAGAAUAAACGUCUGUCAUAAAUCUG